This is a messenger RNA of Bacidia gigantensis, 495 nucleotides long. RefSeq lists its product as uncharacterized. Gene Ontology annotation, biological process: protein folding; regulation of DNA-templated transcription. The transcript is spliced from 3 exons. NCBI's taxonomy places the organism in Eukaryota, Fungi, Ascomycota, Lecanoromycetes, Lecanorales, Ramalinaceae. Bases 1 to 495 code for a protein of 164 amino acids. The record is from RefSeq and is a predicted model, not a curated record. Gene Ontology annotation, cellular component: prefoldin complex; cytoplasm.
AUGGCCACCAACACCUCAAAACCGCAAGCUCCACCACAAGCGAUCGACCUAAUGACCCUCCCCCUCCAACAACUAAACCAAGUCAAGAACCAAAUCACCCAAGAACUGCAACAUCUCACAACCUCCUUCCAACAACUCAAGACCGCCCAAGCGAAAUUCAAAGACUGCAUCACCAGCAUCAAGAACGGACUGAGCAGGGAAGAAGGCACCCCCAUCCUCGUCCCCCUGACGCCUUCGCUCUACGUCCCAGGCACAUUGGCAUCGCCGGAUACAGUGCUCGUGGACAUUGGGACGGGUUUCUAUGUGGAGAAAAAGCCGGAUGCCGCGCAGGAGUUUUACAAGAAUAAAGUGGAGGAACUCGGGAGGAAUCUGACGGAUCUAGAGAAGAUAGUGCAGGGCAAGCAAGGCAAUUUGGGGGCUGUUGAAGAUGUAUUACGGCAAAAGGUGAUACAGGAUAGCAGCAAAGCAGGCGAAGGAGAUGAAGGGCCUGGAUAG